AUGAUGUGCUUCGCAAUAAGUUACUAUCUUUGCCGAGAUGUGCCGGACUUGAACAUAGCUCUGUCCAACUUUCUCGAUCUUCUGCGGGAGCGGAUUAUACUGAACCGACUUAUUGAGCAUCGCAAAGAAUCAACACGCAAGCUGGCUUUUGUCCUGCCCGGUCAACGAUUGACCAGUGACAUCGUCUUAGCACCAUCAGGAUGCCCCUUGAACGAUCUCAAGUACGACGACGAGGUUGCUAUAUUCGCGGAAAAGAGUACGAAACUACACAAUGAUGCCAACCUUGUAUCGAAGCCGGCUGCAGCCUAUGGAGUACGUCUGCGCCUGGAUCAAUGCAAGCAAAUGUCGGUCUCUUUAAGACCCCAAACGGGAAUCAGGGUGGACAGACAAGCCAUCGAACUCAUCGAUGAGUUCUGUUACCUGGGCUGUAUGCUGAAGAACAACGGCAGCCACGAGAAAGAUAUUCUUCAAAGAUGCGGUAAGGUCAUUUCUGCAUUUAACUUCUUAAUUAAAUGCCUGUGGUCAACUUCCAUCAUCAACCAAUUGAAACUGCGAGUCUACCUAUCCGCAAUUCGCCCCAACGAUGAACAAACAAACAACUUCGGGAACACCAUCUACGGUGAUGGAGAGGCUUUGACGGAAUGGAAGCUGCUUAGAUGGCUGCUUUGCUACUUUUGA
Messenger RNA from Necator americanus (New World hookworm), 678 nucleotides. RefSeq lists its product as uncharacterized. The transcript has 2 exons. Lineage: Eukaryota; Metazoa; Nematoda; Chromadorea; Rhabditida; Ancylostomatidae. The coding region runs from base 1 to 678 and encodes 225 amino acids. The record is from RefSeq and is a predicted model, not a curated record.